Arabidopsis lyrata subsp. lyrata is the source of this 1169-nucleotide messenger RNA. RefSeq lists its product as uncharacterized. The transcript is spliced from 3 exons. Gene Ontology annotation, molecular function: A2-type glycerophospholipase activity. Lineage: Eukaryota; Viridiplantae; Streptophyta; Magnoliopsida; Brassicales; Brassicaceae. Bases 107 to 883 code for a protein of 258 amino acids. Gene Ontology annotation, biological process: phospholipid metabolic process; arachidonate secretion. The record is from RefSeq and is a predicted model, not a curated record.
CCAAUAAGGGAAAGAUAAAGUAAAGGUUUCCGAGGUUGUCAUUUGCUUAAGGGAAAAAAACGAAAACGUGUGUCUGUCUCUUCUCGCAGCGUCUCUCACAGCUCAGAUGAAUUUUGGGUUACCAAGUUUUUCUUGGUUUGGCAGCAUCAGCUCAAAGAAAGAUGUAACUAUGAUUGAAACCGUGACAUCGACGACAACUUCUCUCUUAGAACAGCCAGAACAAGGGAAAGGAACAACCUUUCUUCUGAAACAGUCAGAGAAAGAGAAAGGCUUAUUUGAUAUAAAGAUAUGGACUUGGUCCUUUAAUUCAGUUCUUCCUUGGGCUACAAAUGCCGCUGAUGGAAAGCAGAAACCCACUACUAUCAACAGAGGGUUAAAAAGGCAUGCCCUUUCUCGGAGAGCUUCAAGAUCAAAUGGUGUGAAUACUGUUUAUCGGUUUAGACCUUAUGUGUCCAAGGUUCCAUGGCACACAGGGACAAGGGCGUUUCUUUCACAGCUUUUCCCGAGAUAUGGACAUUAUUGUGGACCUAACUGGUCUAGUGGGAAAGAUGGAGGUUCGAUGGUUUGGGAUCAGAGACCUAUUGAUUGGUUAGAUCAUUGCUGUUAUUGCCAUGAUAUUGGUUAUGAUACUCAUGACCAGGCAGAGUUGCUUAAAGCUGACAUGGCGUUUCUCGAGUGUUUGGAAUCAAAUAAGCGUGUAGUUACUAGGGGAGAUGCUCAAGUUGCUCACUUUUACAAAACAAUGUGCAUUACAGGUCUCAAGAGCAUACUAAUACCCUACAGAAGCUACCUUGUGAAGAUACAAUACGGGCAAAAUCUACUUGACUUUGGCUGGAUAGUGAGCAACCUCAGCAAGAGAAGCUGGAGUUUUCAGAAAAAUUGAGACAUAACGAAGCAAAUCGGAGUUACUCUGCCAUCCUGGUAAGCCUUUGCGGGUGUCUUCACUUUCGUUUUGUACAUAGAAGUCGUAAAGAGAAGGAAUCUGAGGAUUAGGUUUUUUAGUAUAGAUAAAUAUGUUUAGUAUGAAAAUGUGGAAACGCUAGUAAGUGGUAUGCGUCUUUUAAACCUGUUGUACAUGUUUAGUAAUAAACCCUUGUCUUUGAAAUCUUUUUGUUUGAAUGCUAUAAGCUCUAUCAAAGGAUCAAUAUAACUCCAUGGAAACUCAUGAA